This is a messenger RNA of Drosophila rhopaloa, 934 nucleotides long. RefSeq lists its product as uncharacterized. NCBI's taxonomy places the organism in Eukaryota, Metazoa, Arthropoda, Insecta, Diptera, Drosophilidae. The transcript has 2 exons. The record is from RefSeq and is a predicted model, not a curated record. Bases 1 to 678 code for a protein of 225 amino acids.
AUGGUACGCGAGAAGCCCGGUUCAGCGCCUUGCUGUAUGGACGCGGGCUGGUACCAGGGCAGUGUAAAAGUGGUGGCCUGCGAUAAUCAGCGAUCAGCUGACCUAUAUAAACAGGCGGUAGCUCAGCUCGGAGCAGUCUACGAAGGGGCGAACAUAGUCGCACUAGAUUGGUGUGACGUCCCCAGUAGACCGCGAGCCAGAAUUUGGCUCCCAGCAGCAAUCGCAUCACCGGAGGACAUCCUCUUUAUGUUGCAAGAAUGCAACCCACAUCUCCCCACAAAAGACUGGAAAGUCGUUAAGGUGGAGGAGCACGAAGGAGACGUAAACCAAGCGAUUGUGGUACUGAACAAGGAGUCUGUCGCUCCCAUAGAGGCUGCUCGGGGAACGCUUAAAUAUGGGUUCAGUGCCAUACACAUUAAAAUCUAUAAAGGGGACUCUAAUUCCUCUGGAAGUCCUGCCGGCAACCCAGCCGAGCAGGUGCUUGCGGAGGAAGUGGAGGCCCCUGGUGUGCCGGAGGACGGCUAUUCAACCGACUCGUCGCUAAGCAGAGAGAUGCGAGCGAUGGGACCGGCAAUCGACGAAGUGGAGCUGAGCGAUUCGGAGGCCGACGUUACUGUGGUGGAGGUUGCAGCUGGGGAUGUCGCUAAGACUCCUGCAGAUCAACCUACAUCACAGUAAAGCAGCGUCCGCUGCUCUUUUGUUUCGCCUGGCCAAAGGCGAAGCCGACGUGGUCUUAGUUCAGGAACCCUGGGUAGCAGGAGGCAGGGUUGCUGGACUGGGAACAAAAGACUACAAGCUUAUGCUUGACCCCAAACAAGCAACGGAGACAACACAGCAAUAAGCCUGGAGCUGCAAAGCGGCUCUUUUAGGAUGCUAUCGGCCUACAUGGCUUCCGAAAAGGUAGACCCCCAGACGCGCUAGUCAGAGGACUGGU